Messenger RNA from Ilex paraguariensis (yerba mate), 1882 nucleotides. NCBI's taxonomy places the organism in Eukaryota, Viridiplantae, Streptophyta, Magnoliopsida, Aquifoliales, Aquifoliaceae. The record is from the annotation of a GenBank genome assembly.
AUGAGUUCGACAGUUGCUGAUGCUGUAGACCACAAGGGUUUCCCUGCUGACAGGACAAAAACUGGUGGUUGGGUGCCUGCUGCGCUUAUUCUAGGGAUAGAAAUCUGUGAGAGGCUUUCAACAAUGGGUAUAGCAGUAAACCUUGUGACAUACUUGGGUGGAACAAUGCACCUUCCUAGUGCAACUUCAGCCAAUAUUGUGACAGACUUUAUGGGGACAUCUUUUCUCUUGUGUUUGCUUGGAGGCUUUCUGGCAGACUCUUUUCUGGGUAGAUACAAAACCAUUGCUAUCUUUGCUAUGAUUCAAAUGCUGGGCACUUGCAUGCUAGCAAUAACCACCAAGCUCCCACAGCUACGACCACCACCUUGCCACACUGCUCUCUCCAACAAUUGCAAACAAGCCAAUGAAUUCCAAAUGGGAAUUCUCUACAUGGCCUUGUACCUAAUUUCACUAGGCACUGGUGGCCUAAAAUCCAGUGUCUCUGGGUUUGGAACCGAUCAAUUCGAUGAAAAAGAUGAGAAAGAAAAAUCCCAGAUGGCCUAUUUCUUCAACAGGUUCGUCUUCUUCAUCAGCAUCGGAACGUUGACAGCCGUUACUGUGCUGGUUUACAUACAGGAUGAAGUGGGCAGAAGCUGGGCUUAUGGGAUUUGUUCAGUUUCAAUGUUUGUGGCAAUUAUGGUGUUCAUGUAUGGGACUAAGAGAUACAGAUAUAAGAAGAGCUCUGGAAGUCCUAUAGUUCAUAUUUUUCAGGUUAUUGUAGCUGCUGUGAAAAAGAGGCAAAUGGAACUUCCUUAUGAGAUUGGAUUACUGUAUGAGAGUUCUCCAGAGGCAUCAAGAAUCCAACACACCGAUCAGUUCCGGUGCUUGGACAAGGCAGCCAUUGUUGCAGAAGGAGAUUUUGAGAACAAGGAUUGUUCAACUCCAAAUCCAUGGAGGCUAUGCUCAGUAACAAGGGUGGAGGAAGUGAAAAUGAUGGCUAGAUUACUACCAAUAUGGGCCACCACCAUUUUGUUUUGGACCACAUAUGCUCAGAUGAUCACCUUCUCAGUUGAGCAAGCAAGUACCAUGAAAAGAUCACUUGGAGAUUUCCAAAUCCCAGCUGGGUCUCUCACUGUUUUCUUUGUGGCUGCCAUCCUGAUUACUCUGGCAGUUUAUGACCGUUUGAUCAUGCCUCUAUGGAAGAACUGGAAAGGAAAACCAGGCUUCACCAAUCUACAAAGAAUUGCCAUAGGCCUCGGCCUCUCAACAAUAGGAAUGGCAGCAGCAGCGUUAGCCGAGACCAAAAGACUCUCGGUGGGAAAAGCCUCGGCAGUGAGCGGCACCAUCACCACCUCAACUCUGCCCAUAUCUGUCUUUCUUCUGAUCCCACAGUUCAUUCUGGUGGGUGCUGGGGAAGCCUUCAUAUACACAGGCCAGCUAGAUUUCUUCAUAACCCAAUCACCCAAAGGAAUGAGAACCAUGAGCACUGGUCUCUUCCUCACCACUCUCUCUCUUGGUUUCUUUGUCAGCAGCUUCUUGGUCUCAGUCGUGAAGAAGGUGACCGGAAGUGAAGAUGGGGAAGGCUGGCUGGCUGACAAUAUAAACCAUGGGAGGCUUGAUUGUUUCUAUGGACUUCUGGCUGUGUUGGGAGUCAUAAACUUUGUGAUAUAUUUGAUUUGUGCAGUUUGGUACAAAGCCAAAAAACCCUAAAGCUGAUCUGCGAAUGAAGACUCGUGUUAAUGGGGACUGUGGUAUGGAGAAGUGCUAGUUAGGAGGUGAAAACGGGGGAAGAAAGCUACAUAGCUUUCUUUUGUACCCAACGUGCAGUAAGAAAUGGCUUGGAUUUGGUUCUCUGUAUUUUUUGUUUUUGUUUGUUUUGAUAGUGGCAUGAGUAUCUAUCUAU